This is a messenger RNA of Colletes gigas, 7299 nucleotides long. Its product is annotated as sodium- and chloride-dependent glycine transporter 1-like. The record is from RefSeq and is a predicted model, not a curated record. Gene Ontology annotation, biological process: sodium ion transmembrane transport. The coding region runs from base 722 to 2851 and encodes 709 amino acids. Lineage: Eukaryota; Metazoa; Arthropoda; Insecta; Hymenoptera; Colletidae. The transcript is spliced from 12 exons. Gene Ontology annotation, cellular component: membrane.
GGCUGGCUGGCUGCCCGGGCACGGACCGUUUCCACUGUCUGUCCGUCCGUCCGCCUCGUCCGACCGUCUCCUACACGAUCGACGCUCCUCUUCGCGGGCUCUCGCGGUCAACGCAACGGAACGCGCGCGACGUCGACGACGUCGCCGGGAACACGGCCAGCAGGUGCCCCGUUUGUUCUUGGCCGACGUGCGCCCGCGGCGGACUUACGGCGCGGUCCAACCUCCGCGGCCUGUGACCCUGAAAACCCAGUGACAGUGCGUGUCUCCGACCUUGGCACGCCGUUCGCCAAACUUCUCCAAUGGCAGCGCGUGCAACGGUACCGGCCACAGCUGAUCAACCAAAGACCAACCAGAAUCACCCGCGACGACCUGUCCACGGAUUUCAUCGCCAGGCGUAAUCAGACAAACGGACGGAUGGCGCGUUGAAGAAUGAAUAUCGAAAGGAGAGAUUCUCGCGAGGGAACCGAAGAAAUGGAAGCCAGCGCGACUGGUUGUUCGACGGGAGCCUCGAAUUAACGAUGGACACCAGUGGAUCGAGAAUAAACGCGCCAGCAAGAGCUAUCGGAUGUACGUAGAGCAUGAAGAGGAGAAGGCUCGCCUGACUUCGUAGACACGUUCGGUGCCAGUUUGGAGGAUGGAGGAGUCCUCGCCAAGGAUUCGUCCCUAUCUGGAUUGCUGGGACAGCCAUAGGAAAGAGAGAAUGUUCAAGAGAUCCUGUUAAAUGGAAUUUAAAGGCAAGCAGAACGAAGACAAGUACUCGGUGGCGAACAGCCAAGCGUCGUUGCAGGCAGGCGUGGAUGAGCACCCGGAAAGAGGCACAUGGACGGGGAAAUUCGACUUUCUGCUGUCCCUUCUGGGGUACAGCGUCGGGCUUGGCAAUGUCUGGCGUUUUCCGUACCUCUGUUACUCGAACGGAGGUGGUGCUUUUCUGAUACCGUUCUCGGUGAUGCUCAUCAUCGCCGGACUGCCUCUCAUGUUCAUGGAGCUUUCCUUAGGGCAGUACGCGAGCCUUGGCCCAGUGGCAGCCUACAAACGCUUCUGCCCCUUGCUACGCGGCCUGGGAUACGGAAUGGUCCUCAUCAGCUCGGUCGUGAUGCUCUAUUACAACCUGAUCAUCGCCUGGACGCUUUACUACAUCUUCGUCUCCCUCACCGGCGCUGGUAAACUGCCGUGGAGCAAGUGCGAGCCACCCUGGAGCACAGAGGAUUGUUUCAUGCCAGAAGCUGCCGAAGCAUGCGUGUCUCAAAACAUGACGUACUUCAAAAGAAGAUGCUUAAAUUCUACCCAAAUGGCCUCCAUGGGUCUGACUAUCGAAAAUAUCACUAGUGCCAUUAGAAAACCACCGGCCGAGGAAUAUUUCAAUAAUCACGUCUUGGGGAUGAGCAGCGGAAUAGAAGAGACAGGAUCCAUUCGACCCUGGAUGGCAAUAAACCUUCUCUUGGCUUGGAUCAUCGUCUUCCUAUGUCUGAGCAAGGGUGUUCAAAGCUCUGGGAAGGUUGUCUACUUCACUGCUCUCUUCCCUUACGUCGUUCUGAUCGCUCUCUUCAUUCGGGGAAUUCAGCUUCCUGGCGCCAGCGAGGGCAUUAUCUAUUAUCUGACGCCCGAUUGGAAAAGACUAAUGUCCGCGAAAGUGUGGAGCGACGCCGCGGUGCAGAUCUUCUUCGCCCUGAGCCCAGCCUGGGGCGGUUUGAUAACGCUCAGCUCCUACAACAAGUUCAACAACGAUUGCUACAAGGACUCGGUGAUCGUCGCCAUCAGCAACAUCGGCACGUCCUUUUUCGCCGGUUUCGUGAUCUUCUCGGUGAUUGGGUUCCUGGCCCACGAGCUCGACGUCCCGGUCGCCUCCGUCGUCGAUCAAGGCGUUGGAUUAGCGUUCAUCGUCUAUCCUGAAGUAGUUGCACGUUUGUCGGUCGCGCCGAUUUGGUCGUUGCUUUUCUUCGUGAUGCUUCUCACCCUGGGCCUCGAUUCGCAAUUCGCUCUGAUGGAGACCGUCACCACCGCUAUACUCGACGCGUUUCCGGCCCUGAGGAACUUCAAAGUGUGGGUGGUCCUCGCGGCGGCUGUUUUCGGCUACGCUGGUGGAAUUAUCUUCACCACCAACGCCGGGGUGUACUGGUUACAAUUGAUGGACAAAUACGCGGCCAAUUGGUCGGUAUUAUUGAUCGCUAUAGGCGAGUGUGUUCUCGUCGGUUGGAUUUACGGCGCGGAUCGAUUCCUCGACGACGUCCAGCUGAUGAUCGGGCCGCAGAGUCGUCUUUGGAUGUUCUUCUGGACAUGGAUGUGGAGAAUCGUGACCCCGGCGACGUUGUUCUUCAUUCUUUUCUUCAAUUGGAUCGAAUACCAGCCUCUGACCUACGGCGGUUAUGUUUAUCCAAAAUGGGCGAACUGCGUCGGAUGGAUCAUCGGGCUGAUACCCGUUCUGGUCAUCGUUGGCAUGACUCUCAAUCAAUUGAGGGACCCCCGUCGACGAACUGCCUACGACGACGAGGAUGGUGACGGCGAGGACGAGGAGGAUCUGAACAGGUCGUCCUAUCAGAGACACGGCAAGGGCAGGACGAAGAAGAGCAGGUGCAUGAGCGUGUGGUGGCGCGCCAAAGUACUUUUGCAACCGACCACCGAGUGGCGACCGGCCGUCAGAAAUCCUUCGACCCCGUCGAGAAUCCUCACUCACACGCCGUCGCCAGGGCCACCAGGAGGAUACGAUUCCGUGCGAAACACCAUAGUCCUGGUGUACGGUCAGCCGAUGAUGAUGCAGCCGUCGUGCUCGUCAGGCACGUCUCAGAAGCUGCCUGGACCGUCGAUCCUCAAGAAUUUAAGUAAAACCGACUUGAUCACGUCCCAACAAGUUUGACACGAUGUUCAUUUCACAUCCGAGGACGAGUCUGCCGAAGAGUCUGUCGCCAAAUAAUACAACACGUCAGCAAAAAGGUAGUUGCGUAUCGCGAUUAGGUUCGUAACGAUCGAUCGAUCGAUAGGAAGUUUCGGGAAGGAUGAUUACGAACGUACGGAUAGAAGAGAAAUUUACGAGACUAUUUAUUUUAUAUACGUAUUCGACAGAAUCCGGUAGUACCUUCUAUUUUUGAUUCGAGGUAGUCAUGAUUUCAUCAAAGAUCGGUUUUCAUUUCGACGAAAGUAUCUGAGCCUUCUUCGUUGGUUACACUUUAGAGCAUUGUUAUAGACAUUUAGAGGUUUUAAAGUUUUCGAUGUCGACUGGUUCGACACGAGCGUUGAUUUAGGAAACGAAUACGACUAUUAGCGAAAGAGUUUAUUUGAUUACCGGUAUUCCUAAGUGCGAAUCGUAAUUGAGUCGUUCCGCACCGUGAUUCGUCUAUUGUAAGCGUUCAGGACCGUAGCGUUGCACGAUCGACAGGGAAUUAAUCGGUACGAGGUAAUUGUGAAACGUUCCGUACACGUUGCGAUGUAAACAUUAGAAUUACGCUACUCUACUGCUUUUCGAUUGUACAUAAAAACGUAAGGAAUUAACAAUUGUGUACGUAUUCUAGAAAAGAAAGUUACGUAUUUAUCGCUGCACUCAAGCGACACACAAAAUUAGGAGACGCGAACGUUCGUUCUGAUCAAAUUGGGCGCGACAUUGGUUAAUUGCACCCCGCGCGUGUUUCAUCCACGGUAACGUUAAUUGCGUAGCGAUGGGUUUAGGCGUUUCGAACGAUAGACAUUCGAUGUAGCCGGUUGAACGAUCGAGAGGUCCCGUUUCGUCGGCAAUUUAUUGAAUUUCCCCGGCAAAAGUAUUUUAUCGCGAACGGUUCGCCGUUACGAGAUCGUAAGUUUUAUAAAUUUAUAGUUUCGCUACCGGUUGAGUAUUUCUCGAUGUUGACUCGCGAAAUGUGCGUUAUCCUCGUUGAUAGAGUUCCAGUGAAACAAACGGAGAUUCUUCGAUCAAUAUAAAGUAUAUAUACGGUUUAAGAUGAACGAUACGACGGAAAACUAUACUUCGGGACGCUACGAUAUUCACUCUAAUUAUCACAACGCUACAACGCUGACGAUCCAUUGAAUAACGCUUGGACGACUCGUCGCUAGGAACUCUAGAGGACUCGAAACGACUGACGAUUACCGUAGCAUCGCAUUUUAAAACAAUUACACGCAUUUCAGGAACCCUUCCAGCCACACCUUUAAAUUAGAAUUAAAGCUUUCUUCCUACAUUGACUCAUCGAUGUCCUCCAACAGAGAAACGGCAACAAUCGUUACUCGACGCGAAUAGAAUAUUUUAUUUUCAACCCGGUCGUCUCGAUUGUUGCUUUAUUUUUGGCCGAUGUUUUAACUCUUUAAGCGUAGUUGAAGACAAAGUAGACACAUGUAUAACUAUAGCCGAACAUACUCGUGUAUUUAUUUCGCCAACUAUUGGCUUCGGUACUUAAAAAUAAUUGAAAAGUCUGCGCAACGUUUAACGAUCCUCACCUUUUAUUUUUAUUCCAUACAAUUGAUUCUUACCUGCUGAGUACUAUCUCUAUUAUUAUCAAGAGCGAUCAACGUAAACGCGGCAUAGCGCUUAAAGGGUUAAAUAGUUAAGUGUUACGCUAAUAUAACUUUCAGGCAGACCUGGCCACCUUUGGAAUACUAUUUUAAACGAUACGUUUUCUCGCAGCACGGUCAUUUUAUUUUUAAAAUACUGUCGCAUUAAAUAAAAAAUGGCUCGGAAGCUCUUAACGGUUGUCAACCAUUUCUUUUUAUCGUUAGUUUUGUUCCUCCUUAACAGUUCGAUACUUUCGGCGAAAGUGUAGCUCGGUUCGAAAGAUAACUUAUUUAAAAUAGUUUCAAACAAAUCGACGUAUCGUUUUCAAUUUUCGCUCGAACGUGUCCAGGUUUGCUUUCGGAUAGAGAAGAGAAGCGCGAUAUUGGAGGAAGACGAAGAACGCUUGAUUUCUCGGUACCGGUUCAAAGUAAAGAAUAUUUUCGCACGAAUUAGGGUGAUUGUCGAGCGUUCCUGCACACGCGCGCCUCCGAUUCCUAUUAUUUUCGGGCUGUCGAGGUCUUUCAGGGAAAUAGAUUAAAUAGACGUUGCGCGGAGACUGCAUGCCACGUUAGAGGGACGAUAUUUUUGUGCCGAUCACGGAUGACGGAAGGGUGAGGGGGACGAGAAGGAGGGGUGUCGUUUCACGGGUCAGCGAGAAAGCGUUUUCGGAUCGUUUCCGACCCAACAUAGGAAAUAUAAAUAAACAUUAAGUCGGUGAAGUCGAGAUGUUAGACAAUUACGCGUACGUACAGUCAAUAACGUGAGAGAUCGUGAUUCUUUAUUUUUUAUGUGACCCCAUUUGUAAAGUGUUGCUAGCUGUAUCGUAUAUAAUAUUACAUUUAUCGUACCAAGUAUAUAUAUAUAUAUAUAUAUAUAUAUAUAUAUAUAUAUGUAUAUACAGGAUGCUUCGAGAAACUGGGCCCAACCAUAGUCUCUGAACCGUACGAGAUAGUCAAGUCUAAAACAUCUUUUGAAAUAUUCCAUUUUUUUUUUUAGAGAAAAUAAAUGCGAGUGUACAGAAUUUUAAUUAUCAAAGCAAUCAACAAAUACUCGAUAUCGUUUUCGUCCGAUUUUCUAUCUUUUACGGUUCGAGAGUUCUGGCUGGACCCAGUCGCGCGAAACACCCUCUAUAUAUACAUACACAGACGUUACAGAUAUACAUAUAGUAUAUAUACAUAUGACAUAUAUAUGUAAUAUAUAAAUAUAUUUAUAGACGCUUGUACAUUGGUGUACGCGUCGCAUAGUUUAUUACGUGUACAAAAGAAGUAUAAAAACGACACGAUCGUCGUUUGACACAAGAGGCUAAGGGCGGAGAGACAAAACAAAGAGAAUUGAAAGAAUAAAGGAGAAAAAAGAGAAAACGAGAAAAAAAAAAAAAAUACAAUUAACAUUAAACGAAACCCGCUGCGUUCAAAAAUUAAAAACAGAAGAAUAACUAAAUAUGUUAACUCAUAUCCGUGAGCGUGCGAAAGUAAACGAUGCGUGAGAUGUUGCGUUUCCGUGUGUGAACAAAUGAAGAAAGUGUGUACGUUGAGAGCGUAUACGUAUAUUUUCUAGUGUAAAAAUGGGCCUAACUCCACUUUUCGUCCUCUCAACGAUCCACGCGCACAUGUUGGAUGGUUGCGUACACUUUUACAAAAUUCCUCUUUUCGUUAGAAUUUUUUCACCCGCGUACGGAGAUCGCUGCCAAAUUUUUUGACGUUAAUCGAUCAUUUAUACGGAUGUCACAAUAUUUAUUAGAAGGUUCUUCGGUUACUAUACGGGAUAUCAUAAAGAAAACGAAGAAUAAACUUCGUUUUGUACGAAGCUUUGUUUUCGGUAUAAUCGAUCUUAGAAACGCGCGUAGAAUUUAGUUAGUGAUCGAUUAGUUUGACGAUAAUAACCUCUCGAGUGUUCGAAUAGCUCUUCCUUAUAAUUACCGAGUAUUAACAGUACUUUUUUUCCAGGUAAAUAAUCAACCACAGAUUUUCUGAAUUUACGCGAAACCAAAGAUUCGUACAAACGAUCCGUGUACUUUAAUUUCAAUAUGAUUUCCGUUGGAUCUAGUUUGCAAACUAUCGAGGUGGAUGUUAGAAGUAAGUAAUCGCCCUUUGCCAUCGAUCCUUUGCUCAAAAGGACGAACUAGUGGAGGAGGAUCCUCGCCAUCCGCGUGCAGGAUGGAUCCUCGGUGACCUAAUUAACGUCUUAGAAUCUAGUCGUUGUUAAUAUUCAGAGCUUCGGAGAAUAGGCAAAAAACCAUUCGACAAGAACAGACACUCGAAUCCCAAGAAUCGGAAUUCGUUUCCAAUCGAGCCACGUCUCGCGUCGAAGACAGUGAAAGUUUACAGAAUCGAUUCCCAAUUUCGAAUUUCUCUCCGCCGACAACAAUCUGUAAUUGUAAUGAUAAAAACCGGUCGAUGGAAAGUCUCCAACGCUCCCGACUAAAAUAUUAUUUUCACCGUGCGGACAAUUGUUUCGUGUUUAAUUUUACGAAAAGAGGUAUAGACUAAUCGCCCAGCAACCAUGUUGAAAUUAGAGGGGGGGAGGGGAAAACAAAACGCGAGAUACGUUUCGAACUAGCCAUAUCCGAGACAUAAUCAAGAACAUAAUUCCUUUGUUAAGGGCGUCCCCCACCCCGUUCCUUUGAAAAGAACCGUUAAAUCGAUAUAAACAGACGACAGUCAGCGACGAAUUGCGAUCGUUGAUUGAUAUACUUGGGAUUCGCGAUGGAAGGGCGACUGAUAGAUAAGCAUUUCAUAAACUUUAAUGUCCUUAGGCUAAGUAGGCGAAUCUAAUGCAGGUUUAAAAAGGAAUUUAAACAAAAGAUUGAAAUUAGCGCGUCAUUAACA